Malurus melanocephalus (red-backed fairy wren) is the source of this 3557-nucleotide messenger RNA. RefSeq names its product chimerin 2 (gene CHN2). Gene Ontology annotation, molecular function: GTPase activator activity. The transcript has 13 exons. The record is from RefSeq and is a predicted model, not a curated record. Gene Ontology annotation, biological process: signal transduction; positive regulation of GTPase activity; regulation of small GTPase mediated signal transduction. The coding region runs from base 16 to 1830 and encodes 604 amino acids. Lineage: Eukaryota; Metazoa; Chordata; Aves; Passeriformes; Maluridae.
CCCCGGGGGGCGGCGAUGACCCUGCCCGGGGUCGGCUGUGCCUCAGGCGGCACCGAAGGGCGAAGCCGGGACGGGGGAGGCGCGGCGGGGCCCGCUUCGCCUCCCCGCCGCCCUGCCGUGCCUUUGUGUGGGGUGAGGGAGAGGGGACCCCAGCGCCCGGCUCCCUCGGCGGGGGACCAGCAUCCCUUUGGCUCGGAAAGGGGCGCGCCUGCGGACCCCGCUCCUCCACCGGGAGCUCCCGCCUCGGGCUUUGGGGUGAGGGGGGCAUUCAAAGACCGACGCGCAUCCUCUGCCGUGGUCCCCGCGGUGCGGGACCGGCCCCGUAUCCCGCCCCGAAGCGUGGAGGUGCUCUGGGGCGGGCGGCGGCUGCCAGGCGUGCCCUUUGGUGGGCGUUGUGGCACACCUCGCAUUUUGAGUACUUCUGCAAGACUGGGAACGAUUGAUUUCCCGAUCCGGAUAAAACGUGCUCCAGAUGCUGAAGAGUACCAGCCUCCAAUAUGGAAAUCAUACUUGUAUCAAUUGCAACAAGAGGCUCCACGUCCCAAGAGAAUUAUCUGUCCUCGGGAGGUGGAGAACAGGCCAAAGUAUUACGGAAGAGAGUUUCACGGGAUCAUUUCUCGGGAGCAAGCGGAUGAAAUCCUYGCUGGCGUAGAAGGAGCGUAUAUUCUUAGAGAAAGCCAGCGGCAACCCGGCUGCUAUACCCUUGCUCUCAGAUUUGGUAACCAGACCUUAAACUACAGGUUGUUCUAUGAUGGGAAGCACUUCGUUGGGGAGAAAAGAUUUGAGUCAAUCCAUGAUCUGGUUACAGAUGGCUUGAUCACACUGUAUAUAGAAACAAAGGCUUCUGAGUACAUUUCCAAAAUGACAACAAACCCCAUCUAUGAGCACAUCGGAUAUGCCACUUUGCUUAGAGAAAAAGUGUCCCGAAGGCUGAGCAGAACAAAAAAUGAGUCAAGAAAAGCAAGUGUAACAAGUGAAGAAAAUACUCCGGUUGAAAAGAUCACCUCCUUGGUCAGAAGAGCAGCCUUAACUCAGAACGACAACCACUUCAACUAUGAAAAAGCACACAAUUUUAAGGUCCAUACGUUUCGAGGUCCGCACUGGUGUGAAUACUGCGCCAACUUCAUGUGGGGUCUCAUCGCUCAGGGAGUGAGGUGUUCAGACUGUGGGUUGAACGUGCACAAGCAGUGCUCCAAAUAUGUGCCCAACGACUGCCAGCCAGACCUCAAGAGGAUAAAGAGAGUCUACUGCUGCGAUCUCACCACGCUGGUGAAGGCCCACAACACCCAGAGGCCCAUGGUGGUGGAUUCCUGCAUUCGGGAGAUCGAAGCAAGAGGUUUAAAGUCCGAGGGCCUCUACAGAGUCUCAGGCUUCACUGAGCACAUUGAAGAUGUGAAAAUGGCCUUUGAUCGAGAUGGUGACAAGGCUGAUAUUUCUGCCAAUAUUUAUCCAGACAUAAACAUCAUUGCUGGAGCACUGAAGCUCUACUUCAGAGACCUACCAAUUCCCGUGAUCACCUAUGACACCUAUUCCAAGUUCAUAGAGGCAGCAAAAAUCUCUAAUCCUGAUGAACGACUAGAAGCAAUACAUGAAGUGUUGAUGUUACUCCCUGCUGCUCACUACGAGACGCUUAGAUACCUAAUGAUUCAUCUCAAAAAGGUUACCUUGCAUGAAAAGGAGAAUUUUAUGAAUGCUGAAAACCUGGGAAUWGUGUUUGGACCUACUUUAAUGAGACCCCCAGAGGACAGUACCCUUGCUACACUGAAUGACAUGCGGUACCAGAAGUUAAUUGUGCAGAUUUUAAUAGAAAAUGAAGAUGUUCUCUUCUAGUCUGAGAGGCAUAUCUUCAAAGCCAUUUGUUUUAAGAUAAUUAGUCUGAAGGAAAAACAAAAUUUCUUUAAAUUUUUCUAAACAUAAAGGAAGAGUUCCUUGACUGCACUUCAAUUUCUGCAAAGUUGCAGAUGGAUGCCAAAAUGUUUAGGGAAAGCCUAUGUCUCAUAGACAUAUGCCUCUUUGUAGAAGGGAAAAAGAAGGUCAGAAAAAAUCCUCUUACCUUGUAUCUUUUGCCUUGCCUCAGAUGUAUAUUUGUUUUGAGAAGUUUCAAACAAUUUUAUUGUUAACUUAUUAAGAAACACAAAACGUAUUUUAAUAUGGYUAGAGAAGCAAAAAGGUACUUAAUCAGUGUUACUUGUAUACGCCUAUACAUUUCCUUCUUCAUGAGACAUAAUUGUAUAUGUCAAUUGUGAAACAGAACCUAUAUUAUAAAGAUAUUUUUACUUUACCUAGCUGAAAGAAUGGCAUUUUAUUUUAGCAAACUAUAAAUCAAUGCGGUGCAUUGAUUAUUUUCACGUAAUUCUUUCCUGCAUUUUUGCUAUGAUAUAUUGAAAACAAUGGCCACUAAUGCAGUAUUAUCCUGACAUACCUCUUCCAUUGCAAGUGUUUUAAAGGAGAAUACCUUUCUUGUGCAUAUUUCAGCUUUCCUUAGGUUUCUUUGCAUUUAGGCACUAGCAUCCUAGGAUUGUACACUUUCAGCCAUUUGCUAUUUCCCAAAACAUACAGUAUUUUCUCUUUUUUUUUUUUGUUUUUUUUGUUUUUUUCUCCCAUGUAAAAUGCAGUAUUAAGAAUUUUUCAAAAGUCCUGGUGGUAGUAUCAGUUUCAGAUGCCAGAUUUUUCUUGGAUUACAGUAAUAUAUUAGUUAAGUGAUGCUGGGACACUGGAUAUUUUCUGGCCUUGUUGAAAGUCAGCACUUUUUUGGGUGAAUGAUGAAGGAUUUGGUUUUUCUGUAAAAAUUGAAUUAUGUUUUGUCAUGUUUCUCUAUUUAUAAAUGUACAGUAAAUCUGCUAAAAUUGUAGGUAUUUAUCUUGAAUGUGUUUCCUGAUGGUUUGUUUAAAAAAAAAAAAAAAAAGAAAUAAGAAAGAAAGAAUGCGUAGGACAUGUGGGAGCUGGUAAAUUUAGUUAUUACCAAUUUUUAAUAUUUUUCUCCCCUCACAAACAUUGACCUACAGAGUUCGUAGUCUAACUGCAACUUAUUCCUAAUGUUAAAACAGUUUCUCAGCAUGACAUGUUUCUGCAAGCAUAGAAAAUCAACAUAUACUAGCAAACUCAAUUUUCAACACACAAAAAAAAAAAUCUAAUACUCCCUUAUCUUGAUCAUUUGUAUCAUAUGCGUGGUAACUCAGUGAUGCAGUUUCCUGAAUUAUUUCAGGGAGCACAUGUUUCUAUUCAAAUUGAAAAAUAUGUGUAACUAUGAUAAUGAAGAGAGGUAGAGGGUAUGACUGUAAAUUUGUCGUCUUCUAGAGAAAUAACUAAGGGCUAGAUAGAUUAACCGAGAUUGCAGAGCAAGUGCUAAAUAGUCUGAGUUCCCAAUACUUCCAUAGAUCCUCCUGCCUUGUACAGGACUAUUUGUUGUAGGUUAUGUACUACUUAAUACUGUCAUAAAAAAAAUGAUCUGGAAAUGGUUUUAUUUUGUGAAGUGAAAUAUGCUUUGUAAUUUAUGAUAGUGUAAAUGGAAGGAAAAAUCCCAUUAAAUGUGUUAAAAGAGUUUUGGUGUCUGUCAC